Molecule: messenger RNA, 339 nt
Organism: Lactuca virosa
Lineage: Eukaryota; Viridiplantae; Streptophyta; Magnoliopsida; Asterales; Asteraceae
Source: the annotation of a GenBank genome assembly
AUGUGCUGCCUCAUUCCAUUGACCGGAGGACCAAAGGUGUCGUCACCGCCGUCAAAGAUCAACAACUAUGUGUCAUCCUGGGCAUUCUCAGCAAUCGACGCAGUGGAAGGGAUAAACCAGAUCGUGACAGGUGAUCUGAUCACACUAUCAUCACAACAAGUCCUUGAUUGUGAUACUAAUAUCGAGAACAGAGGGUGCAAUGAUGGUUUAAUGACUAAUGCCUUUACCUUCAUCAUCAAGAAUGGCGGUAUAGACACUGAGGAAGACUAUCCAUACACUGACAACCAAGGAGAAUGCAAGGUCCGUAUCAUCAUAUUUCCUAAUUCUACAUACUACUGA